Molecule: messenger RNA, 2592 nt
Organism: Liolophura sinensis
Lineage: Eukaryota; Metazoa; Mollusca; Polyplacophora; Chitonida; Chitonidae
Product: flap endonuclease GEN homolog 1-like
Exons: 6
Coding region: 139-2574 (811 amino acids)
Molecular function (GO): four-way junction DNA binding; 5'-flap endonuclease activity
Source: RefSeq, a predicted model, not a curated record
CAGUAAUUUGGAAGGAAUAGAAAAGGCUGUGUGGAAAAAAGCAAUGAAAGUGGAAAAUUUUCCCAAUCAUGAGGUCAUUAAUGAGUUUCUGGUUGCCAAGGAUACCUGUGCUGCGAAGGAGUUUAGACAGCGUCGUCCAUGGAUAGAGAAACUGCAGGACUUCCUCUUCCAGAAGUUGGACUGGCCGCGAGAGUACACGGAGGAAAAGGUCCUGCCUCUGAUCACUCUCUGGGACAUGACAGACAUCCUCCUGACUGGUCAACACAAGCCAGCCCUGCACUUAGUGCCUCAUCGCAUUGUAAAGAGGCGGGUAGACAGGGAGUGCCGUGUUUGGAGGUAGAAUGGAUGCGACAAGACAAUGCCACUGAAGAUAAUCCAUACUACACCACCAUAGAAGAAGAAGAUAAGUUUACACAGUGCUUCUCUGAAACAAUGGGAUUGUUUGAGGGCAUGGAGAAAGCUAGGAAAGUAUCAAAAGGUCGGAAGAAGGUAAAACCUGACAAAGCCCAUUCUAAAGCUCCUGCUGAAGAAGAUGAUAUGGUCUCUUUGGUUGCAGAAAGAUUGAAUAACCUUGAUCUUGACAUCAAGAUCUCUGAAGUAAUGUUAUCAGAUUACUCUGCCAAAGUGAAUUGUGAGAAGAGUGAUGCUAUGUCUGCUGGAAAUGAGGAUUUUCCACCCAGAAUCCAAACUUUGAAACGAAAUACUCGUGUGACAGUGAAAAGUGGACAAGAUGAGCAGGUGUAUGAUUCUGCUAUUGUGAAUGGCAAAGUAAAAACCAACAUGGAAAACAGCAGUAGCGGUACUUUGACUGAGCUUAGUGCAAGAAAUUUUGAGUCCUCCGAUGAUGAUAGUGUGUCAGAGUAUAUUCCCUUAUCACAGCGAAUCAAGAUGGUAGCUAUGAAAGACAGCUGUGUCAAAGUGAAGACAACUCAAGGAGAAAGGCAGAACAAACCAGACUUUGUAACAGAAAAAAUGGGUAAUAGUCCAAGACAAAAACAAAAAGUGGAAAAUGAUACAUUUACCAGAUCUGAUGAUGAUGUGAAGGGAACAGAUCAUCGAUUGAUUGGACAUGAUGCACAUUUGAGUGAAACUUCUUCACCUGUUGCUGCUGAAGACCACAACCAAGCCAAUGUCAGUAAUAGCAGACCUACUAUUAUUAUCAUCUCUACAGCAGGGGGAGACAAAUCUGAUCAGCAUUUGUCAAGUCCCCAAAAGAUUGUAAAUUUGAGUUCAGAGAAAGUGGUUGGUUUCAGUGACUCAGACGCUGGAAAUGGCAGUGUGUAUGAGUUAUUCAGCCCUGACGGUGAUGCAUCAUUAGUAAGAGGUGAUGGUGAUAGUUUGUUAGGUACAGCGGAGGUUAAUGCCUUAGUGACAGAUGAGACAGUGAGGACUUCAGAUGUGAUAACAAUUACCUGUGUACCCGAGGAUGCCUCAGGCAUGGAGCCUGAUCAGAGUAUCCUGUGUACCUGCGAUAAUAGUAUUGACCUCUUCAGCUCUGAAUCAGUAUGUGCCAGCCCACAAAUUAUGGACAACAAAAUAUAUACGAAUCGAGGAAACCCUUUCUCCAGUCCAGACCUUUCUUCUGGGCUAACAAGGAUGCUGAGUCCGUCCUUACAGCAGAAUCACGAGCAAGGAAAUUCUAUAAAGGAUGGACUGUUGAGAAGUUCUCCUGGCAUACCACACGACUUGUCCAGUAUGAAGGUAUUUCUGAAUGAUUCAGGGGUAAACACUGUCUCCACUCCUCAAACAUCUUCAGUAAAGCUUAGGGAAAGAGUGCCAUUUGACAGCCCAGAUCUGUGCAGCAUCAGUCCAGGGUAUGGAUACUUCUAUCUGGAGACCUCUCUGCUAAAUGACACCACAGGGUCACAGAUUAGAGAGCCUCUGACUCCAACAACAUGUAACAAGGAAAUGAAAGUGCAACCGACAAGGAUUGAGUGUGAAAAGAAAAGUGCUGAAUGUGAUAAUGAUGAUAUACUGGUAACUCUAAGUAAAACUGCAGACAUGGUUGGACCAGUAGAGGUGAAUGCAGUUGACUGUGGAAAGGAGUCGAAAGAAACUGUUACUAAAGCCAGAUCACCACUGAAUGAGAUGUGCUAUGCAUCAAUAUGCACAAGCAAAAACUUGAACAAAACCAAACAAUUGUGUCAAUGUAGUGAAGGUUUUGACCUCCACAAGGACAAUCUGCAUACACAAAAUGUUUCAAAGAGUAUUGUCUCUGCUGUGUCUAGCAUAUUGUCAACAAGUUGUCAGCCUGUUUCUGCUGAUAUUUCGAAACAAUCUUCCAUUUGUAAGGAAUUAUCAUCAGGUAAAGAAAAUAAGCUGACAAGGAAAACUAAAAAACAAGGUAAAUCUAACUGCUCUUCAAAGAGCACUCAGAAGAUUGAGGAGCCUGAUCAUGUAGAUUUCUGCAUUGACAAAAUAGCAAAACUACAUGUGAAGGAAAAUGCAUCAGACUUAAACCCAACCAGUCCCUUGGCACUAGUUGACAGACUCAAGUCAAAAUUUGCCUCAUUGGGCACAGUACCAAUUUCAGGGGAAACUAUAUUAAGUGUGAAGAAGGUAAACUCGAAAUAAGAGGUGAAUUAUUUGACA